GGCGGGCGGGAAGGGCUGAGGCGAGGCGGUGCCUCGGGCCGGGCGCGACGCUCGCAGGGGCGCAGAGCGCGGCUGCCGCCUCCCGCCGCGGGCAUGAGCGCCUCGGCGGCCACCGGCGUCUUCGUGCUGUCCCUCACCGCCAUCCCCGUCACGUACCUCUUCAACUGCCUGGCGGCCACCGGCAGUUCCUGGAUAAUUGUUCCAGUUGGAUUGCUGGUUCUGAUUUUUAUUGCUCUGUUGGCUCGUGUUCUUGUCAAAAGAAAACCACCCAAAGACCCUCUGUUUUAUGUUUAUGCUGUAUUUGCCUUUACCAGUGUAGUGAAUCUAAUAAUUGGACUUGAACAGGAUGGAAUUAUUGAUGGAUUCAUGACUCAUUACUUGAGAGAGGGUGAACCAUAUCUGAACACUGCAUAUGGCCACGUGAUCUGCUAUUGGGAUGGCUCCGUUCAUUAUCUGAUGUAUCUGUUGAUGGUGGCAGCUAUUGCAUGGGAACAAAGCUAUAGAACCAUUGGCCUCUACUGGCUAGGUUCCAUUAUCAUGAGCAUCAUUGUCUUUAUGCCUGGAAACAUUGUUGGCAAAUACGGAACAAAAGUGUUUCCUGCUUUUUUCUUAAGUAUACCAUACAUUUGCCUUCCCAUAUGGGCUGGGUUCCGAAUUUAUAACCAACCUUCUGUGACUCACGACACUCCAGUCAAGGUGGUUCAGGAAGUCCAGAAGAAAGGACUCUUAAGACGACCAAUAGAUUUAAUGUUAGCUGCGUAUCUCAUUCUAGCAACGGGGUUUUGCAUAUUUAGGGGCAUGAUUGCUCUGGAUUGCCCUGCUGAACUCUGCCGGCUGUAUAUUCAACUUCAUGAGCCCUAUAUAAAAGAUCCUGCUGCCUAUCCUAAGCUUCAGAUGCUGGCUUACAUGUUCUACUCUGUGCCAUACCAUGUGAUCGCUCUGUAUGGCCUACUGGUGCCUGGCUGUUCCUGGAUGCCCGAUUUAACCCUUAUACAUGCUGGAGGACUAGCUCAGGUGUGGCAGAUCAGCUCUCCCAAAUCAGUGGAGGUGAUCAGAAUCACCUGAAAACAAAUUGCCUUUUCUGCUUUGAUGUAUGGCCUCAGCCUAACCUUUUGCUGGAAGAGUGUGUAUUAAAACACCUGAACUAUAUUUAUUUCACUUUCUACUUUGCUAACUGUAAGCAAAACUGUUUUCUUUGUGAGUCUCCAUCACACAUCUCCAUGUCUAACUAACUAAAUAAUAAUGAACCAAAAUGGACACACAAUAGUUAAUGUGAAUGAGCUGUGGCUUGAAAUAGCAGGUAACAGAUGGAGACAAAAGACAGUGACUAUCCUGACACUUCUAUCUUUAAAUGUUUGUUUAUGCUAAAAAUACUCUUCACAGCAAGGUUGUCUUUGCAUACAAACUUCACUGUAAACUUAACCUAUACUUCAGAACCACUCCCAGCCCAAAGCCAAAUACUGCAGACAUGUUUGCAGUCAUCAGUUCUGGGAUCAGAACUUUGGAAGACUGGGUUUAAGGUUGAAAAAGCCCUAACAAACCAAACCCAGAACUAACAUAGCUUCCAAGAGUUUACAUUCUAACUUCACUCAGAGCGUCUGCCUGCUUCCCGUUGAUGCCAAAGAUGACAUUCCCCUGUAGGUGGGUGCAAGUCCUACCCCCAUCACUGGGCUGAGGCCCAAGAGUACAUACCUCUGCAGCCUUUUGCCUGGGUAAGGAUCCUGGACCCUGUUGCAUGAAUAUCACCCGUAAGCCAAGGGUGAAAUCCUGACUUAGAGAUCAGUGCCACCACGUGCAUAAAAUAAACCUCCUACCGUGCCACUGAUGGUUCCACUUACGCCUCUUAUACCAAGGUAUUAACUAUCUUAGUUUAGGCUGUAUUUUUAUACCACUGUGCAAAAGUAUGAUAGAUAAUUCUGGAAUAAAAGGGCUGGCUUGGAAAAUGUCACUGGAGAUGCAUACUUGCAUGCAGAUUUUGCCGUCUUUCCAAAAUACGCAUCAAUUUUACCCUUCUUUAACAUCUACAUUAUAUAUACACCACAGGCUCAAUUUUCCCAUAUUGGUGCUUCUCUUCAUGCUCGAACUCCUUACAUCUACAGAGUCCCUGAAGAAGCAAAACAGUUUUUCCUGAUACUGAACAUAAUGUAUGGGAUUCUCCCCCAGCUGUUGGCUUACAGAUGUGUCAACAAGCCAGAGUUUUUUAUGAAACCAAAACAAGAAGGAAAAACAGAAUAACACAACUGUUUUCA
Pezoporus flaviventris is the source of this 2249-nucleotide messenger RNA. RefSeq names its product transmembrane 6 superfamily member 1 (gene TM6SF1). Gene Ontology annotation, cellular component: lysosomal membrane. The record is from RefSeq and is a predicted model, not a curated record. Lineage: Eukaryota; Metazoa; Chordata; Aves; Psittaciformes; Psittacidae. The coding region runs from base 94 to 1065 and encodes 323 amino acids. The transcript is spliced from 10 exons.